AUGCGUGCCCAAAACGGGCGGCAAUGGUCACUUGCACCAGAAAGGGUUGGCUGGAAAGAGUUGCUUGACAGACUUGCCGGAGCUGCAUGGAUAGUGAACCGCAAAGAUUAUCAAGAACUAGGCCUCGCUUGUGCAGAAGAUAUUCUCUAUUCACCGGCCACAGAGGAGGAGAUAUCAGAAGCUGAAGCUAAAGUUGGCGAGCUGCCAUCUGACUUUAAGGACAUGGUCCGUGUUGCAAACGGGUUUAAAGGAGGUUGGCAUUUUCUUAACGGUGGUAUCAACGGUCUUGAUGACAUAAACCUCGCCGAUGAUGACGUCGAAAACUACACGUGGUUUCUUGGUGACCUAGACCAAGAUACUCAUUCCAAAGUAAUCGCCCUUUCACCUGCAACCGAGUGUGAUGGAUUCAUGCAUUUUAUGAUCUCACCAGCAUAUUGGCGAAAUCCAGAAAAUAGCAAUGGCGAGACUUUCAGUGACGGAGAAUAUCCGUACUGGCAAUGGGCUUCUUGGCAGGCUGGUGAAACUUCUUGGCACAGUUUUCGUGAAUGGGUCGCUACUGAGGUUGAGCAACUUGAGAGGAUGGUGAAAAAGAGAAAGACGCUUGAUGAUGAUGAUUGA
Messenger RNA from Fusarium musae, 618 nucleotides. RefSeq lists its product as uncharacterized. Bases 1 to 618 code for a protein of 205 amino acids. Lineage: Eukaryota; Fungi; Ascomycota; Sordariomycetes; Hypocreales; Nectriaceae. The transcript has 2 exons. The record is from RefSeq and is a predicted model, not a curated record.